Molecule: messenger RNA, 501 nt
Organism: Morchella sextelata
Lineage: Eukaryota; Fungi; Ascomycota; Pezizomycetes; Pezizales; Morchellaceae
Exons: 3
Coding region: 1-501 (166 amino acids)
Biological process (GO): fungal-type cell wall organization
Cellular component (GO): fungal-type cell wall
Molecular function (GO): structural constituent of cell wall
Source: RefSeq, a predicted model, not a curated record
AUGCGUUUCUCAACCGCCUUCGCUAUUGCCCUCUCCGCAGUUGCCGUUUCUGCAAAUGUCACCAACGGUACUACCACUGCCGAGCAGACCGUCACUCAGGUUGUAACUCAGUACACCACUUACUGCCCUCUCCCUACCGAGGUUGUCGAGGGAAACAAGACAUACACCGUCACUGAGCCCACAACUUUGACCAUCAGUAACUGCCCUUGCACCCGUACUAUGACCUACACCACCGUCACUUCAUCAGUCUGCCCCGGUGGAUGCUCUCCCUCUGGUACCGGCGCUCUCCCAACCGUUUCCGCCCCCGUCUACACCAACGGAACCGUUAAGGCCACCUCCAAGCCUACCACCUCUGCCCACAGCAACGUUACCACCCCCGUCCCUGUCGCCACUGCCAGUGCUACCCCCAGCAGCCCUGUAUUCGAGGGAUCUGCCAACAGGGCCACCGUUGCUGCCGGUGCUCUUGCCGGUUUGAUCGGUGUUGCCGCCUACCUCUUGUAA